AUGGACCCCCGAGGGGGUAUCGAUGGACUGUCGUAUGACAUGUCCUCCUUCGUCCCGCAACAGCCACCUCAGAUAUUCGGAGCAUAUAACUCAGACGGCACACCCAUACCCCCGACCUUGCCUCCAGGCGCAUAUUUUGGCGAUUACGAUGGAGGACUCGACGAGAAUGACCCCAAGCGGCGGCGCAUUGCAAGGGCUUGUGACAUGUGUAGGAAGAAGAAAAUUAAAUGCGACGGGAAGAUGCCCAAGUGUGGCCACUGCAUAAAUUAUAAAACGGAAUGCAUCUUCACACAAGUGGAGAAGAAGCGCAAUCCUCCCAAAGGAGCCAAGUACAUCGAGGGCCUCGAGAACCGACUUGGGCGCAUGGAGUCGCUUCUGCGCAUGUCCGGCCUCCUUUCGGAAGACGAGGCUGGCAAGACAGACUUGGGCACACUCGAGAAGCGCCUAGCCGAGAAAGCCUCUUCGAAGGAAUCGACGGCACAGAAGACCGAGUCAUCAGCCCCUUCGAAGAGUAGCUCGGCCUCUAUCGCACCUGAGAACUCGCCCCAGCUAGGGUCCGCGCGGGCCUCUACUGAGACCCCUCGCGACACGGUCACGUCGCCGAGCACAGAUGGCGAUAAGUCAGGUCGGGAAGAGGUGGAAAAUCUUUCCGAGGCCAUGUGCUCAUUGGUGACCAACAACGUGGGCGAGACCAGGUACAUCGGAUCGUCAUCAGCGUUUUCCAUUUUCUCAAGUAAGGGCAUCGAAUGGGUCAAUGAGAAGACCGGCGACACCUCUUUCCAAGAAACCAUACAGAAUGCUGUCAACGAAGACGACACCAAAUGGCAAUACUGGAAACCCGAGAUCUUCGGAGAUAUCUUCGUCCGCCGAGUCUUUAAGCCUCUGCCGCCCAAAGAGGAAGCUCUGUCCCUGUUCAAGGACUUCUUCGAAAACUUCAACUGCAUGUUUCCCUUAUUUCAUGAACCCACCUUCAUGCACCUUGUGGAGAAGCAAUACUCCAAAGAUCCUUAUGAAGGUAGUGGCUGGUGGGCGAGCAUCAACGUCGCCCUCGCCAUUGCUUAUCGUAUUAGAGUCAUGAGCAAUGUUGUUCCGCAAGAAGACGAUCAAAAAGCCUGGCUUUACCUGAAAAACGCUAUGGGGGUCAUCACAGAGUUGACCUUACGGAACACGGAUCUGCUCAGUGUGCAGGCUCUUCUUGGCAUGGCCUUGUUCCUGCAAGGCACUCCGAAUCCUCAGCCGUCCUUUUUCCUCAUUGCAGCUGCCAUCAGGUGUUCUCACACCAUAGGCCUUCACAAGCGUGGAUCGGCAUUCAACCUCAAUCCCAUCGAGGUGGAGCAACGCAAGCGAGUUUUCUGGAUCGGAUAUCUGCUCGACAAAGAUGCGUGUCUCAGGGCGGGAAGACCACCUGCUCAGGACGACGAUGAUAUGAAUGUCGAGUUGCCCUCAGAAGAUCCUCCUGACAACAUAGGCAACGUCCCAUUGGCCGACGGCAAGAGCAAAAUCAACCUUUUCCGCUUGAUGUGUGAAUUUGCAGUCAUCUCCAGCAAGGUUUAUCGCCAGCUGUACUCUGUCAGAGCGUCAAAGCAGAGCGAUGGGGAGCUCCUCAACACCAUUGGGGAGCUCGACCGGGAGCUGGAGGCCUGGAAGGAUAGCAUACCUCUCGAUUUCCGGCCAGAGCACGAGAUCAAAACAUCACACACUCCUCUCAUCUUGCACAUUGUCGUCCUCCAUUUCUCGUAUUACAACUGCUUGACGACGAUCCAUCGCAUGUCGGUCCACCAUGGCUAUUGGACAAGUCGACUGUCGGAAUAUGCUAUUCAGGGACUCAACGCUCGGCCCCUCAACCCAAGAGUCUUCUCCUCGGCUGCACUGUGUGUCUCGGCUGCGCGAGCCUCUAUCCACCUCAUCAAAUACAUUCCCCAGGGCGACUUCGCCUGCGUUUGGUUGAUUCUGUACUUCCCGGUUUCGGCCCUCGUGACUCUCUUCGCGAACAUCUUGCAGAAUCCUCAGGAUACUCGUGCAAGAGCUGACAUCAAGCUCAUGGACCUUGUGGUGAACUUCCUGAGCAAUGUCGCUCAUGACGAGGGGUCUGGAUCGAUCAAUCGGAUGCUUACUGUCUGUGCCGAGUUUGCUCGUAUCGCCAAAGUGGUGAUCGAAAAGGCCGAGAAGGAGGGCCACAAGCGAAAACGCAGGCUUGUGCCAGAAGAAGUCAUGCGUGUCAACCAAUCAGCCAUGGCACAAGUACAGUCAGCGCUUAAUGGACGACAUGCUGGUUCUCGAAGAUCAAGUGGCGUAGGGGGCUCGCCGCGCCCGGGCCCUGGCCACUUACCGUCGACUGCCGGCAUGGCAGCAGCGAACCUAGGGGGCCACUCACCAAGCACAAUGACUCCCAACAAUAACAGCAACCAAAUCUUCAAUAUGUCAGCGUUUGACAACGACUAUGUCGAUAUGCUUUCCGCGCCUGGCUUCAGCCCUGAUCUCGGUAGCCAGCAAAUGCCGAGUUCCACAAUGUCGCCGCUCAAUGCCAGCUCUUUCCAACAUCCCUUUGUCCCUCAGGACUUGUGGCAGAUGCCGAUGACAUUCGAGUGGGACUGGGCAGAAACCUUUGGCCAACCAAGUUAUAACGACUUCAUCUUGAGCGACAACAUGAACGGAAUGCCUCAGCAAUGA
Cladophialophora yegresii CBS 114405 is the source of this 2670-nucleotide messenger RNA. RefSeq lists its product as uncharacterized. The record is from RefSeq and is a predicted model, not a curated record. Lineage: Eukaryota; Fungi; Ascomycota; Eurotiomycetes; Chaetothyriales; Herpotrichiellaceae. Gene Ontology annotation, biological process: regulation of DNA-templated transcription; DNA-templated transcription. Gene Ontology annotation, molecular function: DNA binding; zinc ion binding; DNA-binding transcription factor activity, RNA polymerase II-specific. The transcript has 4 exons. The coding region runs from base 1 to 2670 and encodes 889 amino acids.